UGAUGGCGGCCUCCCUGCGGAGGCUACACAUUUAAAACUUUCUUGGUCUUCAGUGGUUGUGAUACCCCUACAGUUGAUGUAGAUAUAAUAUCAGUUGCAAAAUAGUGGGGACAAAAUGACGGAAAUUGAACCUCGUCCUGAGGAUGUGGGACAGAUCCUCGUUAAGGUUCAAGAUGAUUUGCGCCAACUACGAGAAAAGAUGUCCACUGGGGAUGGCAAUAUCAGCAUGUCCGACCUUGACAGGGCGCUUGCCAAGACAGAGGAGGGCUUGCAGCGGCACACAGAGGAGGUUGUUUACCGUCUCAAUAAUCGAGUGCAAAUGUUACCAUUGUCUGACAAUGUCCCUCGAGAUGAUCAGUUCACUUCAAAAGAAAGUCUGAUUGACCUUCAGAGUGGACAUGGGGAGCUGAGGCGUCCAUCUUAUGCCCAGAACAGGGAUAUGCUAAACAGACAACCACUUCCACCUGGAUCGAAGCUGCCUGCCAGAAAAAUGAUGCAAAUGCAAGGACUGACUCCUGGACAAAGGCAUCACCAGCAAUGGACUCUCAGAACUGUUAUAAAUCCACAAAACCAGCAAAAUAGGAGUGUGAUGAAAGAAAACUUUGGUAUUCAAUUGCCUCUCAUCAAUGAACGACGAACACAAAAGCCUUAUGGAAAACCCAUUAUUGGAACUACAGUUGAACAUUUGACAGUUUUACCAAAGGCUAACAGAGUGGACGCUUCUCUUGCCCCUCCACCAAUUGAAGAGGAAGAUGCCAGAAAAGGGAUUCUCAGCUUAUUAGAAAGAGGUCUCAUUCCCCCGGCUGCACAACUGACCCUUGACCCAUCCCCUGUGAAAAAUAAAUUGGUUCAUCUACAUGACCCCGAGGACAAAAUGAAACCCCAGCCUGUUUCAGAUGCAAAUGCUAACUGGGCUGUCAUGAAGAUUGAUGCUAAUGGAAAUGCAGAAGAUCCUGGAUCAUCCCUGUCUCAAAUGCCUGCAGUACCACCCCGGCCAGUUGUGUCUCCUGAGACAAGGACGCUAUCUGCUAAAACACGGGGCUCUUCAUCUCUGUCCAAUCAUCAAGGAGCAAAAUCACCUGCCACAGUCAAGACAUUUGAGAUGCCCCUUCAGCCAAUGCUUCCAAUGCUUGUUCAGCCUCCACCGACUACCCCAGCUAGCGGAGACCACAAGCACACGCCACAUAGGUUUGCCAUCCAGAAUGGAAAGACCAGGGAGAGUCAGCAAGAGUUUCUGGCUUUCAAGCAACAUUAUUGCCUCACAUGGGGAGGCAUUGUCACAAUGAUCCGACAUUUGGAAAGAAUGCUGACAUCAUUUGCUGUGCCUAUUGCCUUUAUCCAUGGAGACAAGCUGGCAGAUUUGUCAAUGGAGUUUGAACUGGAGAAAGCCCCAGGUGUAGCAGAGCUACUGAGUGUCAUUAUCAACCAUGAAGAUGUGGAGGCAAUCAUUAACAAACCGGGUCGAAGAUUUUUGGGUACAAAUGGAAAUGAAAUGGCUGCCACUCAGAUUCAGUCAUCGUGGCGGAGAUACCGGGAACGCUCUCAGUACCUUGAAUACAGGAGACUGAAGUGGGCUUCAGGUGUUAUUGCUAUUUCUUGGAUCAUGCACAUCAAAAUGGCAAAAAUGCGACAGCAGCUGAAGAAAACCAGAAUGGACCAUCUGAACGCAUUCAAACGAAGAGCAAAGAAAUUUGCAUCUUCCUGGGACAGAGUAAAAAAUUCCCGCAGGGUAGUCAUUCAUGUUCCUUCCCUUGGAUACAGCCAGUCUGUGAGAGACAGCAUAAAUGACUUUGGCAUUCGUCAGAACACACAGAUGGCAAGGCUUUGUGACAUUAAAGAUCCAAAUGUUGAUGUCAUUUUUAUAUCUGCUGUGCCUCUGAGUGAUGAAACACUUCAGUAUUACUCUAAGCUUCUGGGCUUGUGCUCUGCGGUGGCAAACGGAAACCCAGAGGAUCAGUGUGACAUGACGGAGAGAUACAAGAUCAUCGUGCCUGAAGCAAUCAAAAGUUUCCCUACUCACCGAAUGUGCCUGUCAACUAUUUUGAAGUACAGCCCAAGGACACUGAAACGCAUAAAGAAUUUAAUUCGUGGCAGAGAUGCCUUCAUGGUGACAGGAAUGCCCCACCGAGAUGACUUGGCUGUAGCUGAUGUUCUAGAUGUGCCCAUUCUGUGCCCAGAGCCAGAUGUUGCCCACUUGUACUCUACAAAGUCUGGAUGCAAACGCAUCUUUGCCAGUGCCAACGUUGAGACUCCACCCUCCGAGUACGAUGUGUACAGUCUUGGACAGCUCCAUGAGUGUCUGGCUCAGCUUGUCACUGAAAACUUGGGCGUUCAGAGAUGGCUUUUCAAGCUAGAUGAUGAGUGUGAUGGCCGAGGGAUUGCCUACUGCGAUGUUCCCAAAUAUCUUCGAUGCUACAAAUGGGCUCUGAAAGAAGAACAAAGAUAUGGAGAGAAAUGGAGCAAGAAGUGGGCACAGGAAGCAGCAUACAUCAAGAUCCAUGCUGAAGUCCCUGACAUUCUCCAUAGUUAUGCUCGGCCUCUCAACACGAAGAUGUUCCCAACGUGGGAGAAGUUCUUGAGGGCCUUCCUGUCUCAAGGUGGAGUGAUAGAGGCCUGCCCUCCUUCUGAGAACAUCACUACCUUGUCGGCUGACAUCCUGAUUGAGCCUUCGGGUGUGGUCAACCUCAUCACAUGUGGUGACCAAAUCCAUGCGGAAAGUCCAUUCUCCUGUUGGGGUGUGUCGGUGCCACAGUCGUCUAUUGAACCUUCAGCUCUGAAUGAGAUGUGCCAGAAAAUAGCAGAUGCUUGCAAGACCAGGGGCAUCAUGGGCUACAUGAGGAUAGACUUUGUGACAUUUAUUGACCCUAGAACAAUGAAUCAACAACUUUGGGCCUUAGACCUCUGUCUGCAAUACAGUGACCACCUUGCCAUGUACCAACUGAUGCAAUAUGUGACCCACGGGACAUUCCAGCCAAAAACACAUGUGUUUGAAGUGGAUACUUCUAACAUGGAUCAGCGGCCUCGCAGAAGACGAUUAGCAGGCCAGGAAGAAGAGCAACUCCCAAACAACAGCCGCUAUGCGGUCAUGAGCACAAGGUUACUGCACACAAAUCUGGCAGUGGUGCACUACAGCGUGUACUUCCAGAUGUGCCGGGCUCAUGGUAUUGGAUAUGAUAUCAAGGACAAGACAGGCACAGCAUUCACACUUAUUGACAGCUUUAACCGUGAACGUUUGGGAAUGCUAACUGUUGGAGAUAACCUUCAAGGAGCCUUGGCCACCUUUGCCAGAAAUUUGUCUGUAAUUCAUCAAGAAAUUUCUGCCCCGAACAUGCAAGGAGUCACCAACUUCAAGGGUGCCAUUGCUGACAUUGAAGGAAUUCUUGGAACAACUGUGCAGAAUGCAGAGGAAAACAUUGAGAACCAAUAAGACUGAUAACCGUGGAUACUACAGUCGUGUGCUGUAUGAACAGCACCACCUGCAUUUGUAUAUUGUAUAAGACUAUUAUCAACACUGAAGACAGAAGUUUUGAUUUUAAAUACAUUUUUUACCUUUAAAAUAAUUCGUCUCUUUUGGGCGUUCUGUGUCUUGUGGCCAAAGAGCAACUAUUCAAAGAUACAACAACAAGAGCCAAAAUAGUUUUUUUUUCAAAGUCAGCGUUAUAACAAGAAAAUUCCAUUUUAACUGUUUAUAUGGUGUUAUGUGUUAUUGUCAUUUUCAAUACUAAAUACAUGUUUACCACUAUCAUCAUAUCACUUACAUGAGUAAUAUAACCCUGCGUCAUGACUAUUGGUGCUCAUGUUACCAUAAAUAUGAAGGAUCUAACUUCGUAUCUGGACACUCACACAGUCAUAAAUCCAAAUUCUUGCUCAUGUUCCACUUACACAAAUCUGUUUUGAACAAUGCAUCCUUUUUAAGGUUUCUACUGUUUUACUAAAUCUGUGAAUGUGAUAACAAGUGAAUGUCUUGUUCAUGUCUUUAAAGUCGAGAAAAUAUCUAUAUAUGCAAAUCAUACUUUCUUGGCUCUGGAUUUUGGAUCCAUUCAUGUUAAGUUUUCUUGUCAUAAGGGUUGUGUGCAUUAUGAAAUGUUAGAGUUAAGAGUACUUAAUGAAUGCAUAGAGGAAAUCCAGAACAGCCUAGGGCCUACAAAUUAUAUAUGAAAAGAAGGGACAUUUUCCUCAUGUUUUUUAUUUUCUAUGUGGAUUUUCCAUUGCAAUUUAGGGCUUCGGGAAUUUUACACAUAAUUUUUAAAAAACAACAAUUCCUCCUUGAUUUUAACAAGUACAUAUAUUGUUUCCACUGUGCAUCUUAGCCCAGCCUCUAAAAUUACAUGUUUAUGUUUGGAAAGGCUUGGAAAAGAAAGAACUAGCCUACCUAGAGGUGUAUGCCUGUGAAUAUUAUAUUAUCUUUCCAGCCAGUCUCCUAGAUUUCAUUCCUUUAUAUAGAAGUGGUAGGCUUAACUUAAUAAUGAUAAUGCAUGGUUUUCGUUGAACAUAAGUCCUCAAGAUCUUAUUUUAGUUCGUUUUGUUUUUUUGUGUGUUCUCUGAGUCCUGCUGUUUAUGUAAUUUUGUAAAUAAAUUCAUACAGAUCAAAGAUUUCACCUUAUUUAAAAACAUAUUUUUUUAGAUUUUUGGAAGGAGAGGUUGAGUACAGUAUACUCGGGUGAGAAAAGAAAUUCUAUUGAUUUGAAUUGUAACUGAAAUUGUAUCAGUCAGCAUUUUCAAAACAGUAUUCAAGAACUUUAAACUAUACUGUACAUCCUGCAUGUGUAGGCUGAUUCCAUGUUAUGUCAUUUUGGUCAGUAUUAAAUUUGUUUUUGAAAAGCAUGCAAUAUUACUAUCAUUUUCUUUGACUUUGUGGAAUGAAGUUCAAUGCAGUUUUUCAUUAAGCAUUUGGUCAAAAUUUGAUUCUUGAGUGAAUGUUGUAAACAUGUUUCCAUACAAUGUAAUUAUUAUUCCAUACAUGCUUGUCUUUAGAUAUAAAUUAUAUAUUGCUAUGCAUUUGAUAGAUGUGCUUCCACUUAAUUAUGUAUGAAUUUGAAUUAUACAUUAAUUCUUUGUACUGCAAGGCUCAACCAUCUGUUCUUUGCCCUGGAAAUUUUGUAGAUUUUAAACAAAAUAAAAUUUAAAUCUACAGCAUUAUUAUCAAGCUGCACAAUUGUGAUAUUCUGAUAUUAAUUACUAAUUCCUAUUAAUUUUUAAAAAAUUAAGUUUGACUCCAUAUAUAUAUAUAUAUACUGUUUGUAUAUCAUGUGAGUAUGACUUAACUUGAGUCUCACACAAAUUAUGCCUGUGGUUUUUCUUCCCUUGCAUUGUACAUUUUAUUCUUAUACCAAAUGCCGCCUUGAGUUUUUUAUCCUUAAUAUUUAAGAAAAGAAAGUGAUUUAGGGAGAGGGUGGGGGAAUAGGAGAGGAUGUUUAGUCCUCAAUAAGGAAGAGUGCUAACAUCUGUUAUAAAUCUCAACUUUGUGAUGUUGAAUUGAGAAAUUAAUAUAUUUUAAGAAUGUUAUUUUUCUUUAAAUAGAUCAUCCUAUACGUAGACCUACUUCACAUGAGAUCAUCAGCAGUGUGGUUAAACUUAAAAAGGAAAAGAGGAAAAGCACGGGGUGUAUUGGUGUAUUUGCAUCAAACAGUGGUAUGUCUAACGUUAAUUAGUACCCUUGUCCAGAGAGUUUUAGAUAUAUAUUGCAUAAAUGAUACACAUGUAAUCUGUAUCUUCUGUUCUAACUUGAGGCAAAUUAAAAGACUUAAAGUAUUUGUAUCAAAGUUUAGAAACAACAAUUGACUCGUCUUACUGCUGAUGUUAAUUAUAGGCCCAACAUGCAACAUUUCCAAAACAGGGAUUUGAAAUGGAAAGUGCUCCUUUUCGUUUGCAUUAUUGGCUACCAGUUUUGUGCCCCUUGCAAAGAAAAGUUAGUCAAAUAACCAGACCCACAUGAUUUUGAGUAAGAUCUAUCCGUUUUAUUCGUACAUUACCAAUGAGUUUAAUGUAAAGAUCUCUGGAGUUCUACGCAAAGCGAAACCUAUCAGAGUAAUAUAUAUUCAAAGGCAGUUCAGUGAAGAGGACCCACAUAACUUUGUCACAACUCUGUCUCAUGUGAUCGUGCCAUGACUGAUAGAGUAGCAAGUCAGGUCAUAGCAGCCAAGGAAUCGAAAAUAAAUCAGAAAAAAUAGAAUUUGUGUAUUUACUUUGGAAUAGAUAAAAUUAAGUUGAAUCAACAUUUAUGAUUGUGAGGGUACCGGUACUUCUGGGCUCAAAACUCAAAUCAGUACAAGUGAAUACAAAACCUUGAUCUUAUCGCCACAGCAAAGAAGAACAAACAUCCAUGCUCUUAAAAAGUUACAAAUAUUGACUUUUGGGGUCAUGUAAUAAAAAUUAUGAAAACUUCU
Aplysia californica (California sea hare) is the source of this 6386-nucleotide messenger RNA. Its product is annotated as IQ domain-containing protein H. The record is from RefSeq and is a predicted model, not a curated record. Lineage: Eukaryota; Metazoa; Mollusca; Gastropoda; Aplysiida; Aplysiidae. The transcript has 24 exons. Bases 116 to 3427 code for a protein of 1103 amino acids. Gene Ontology annotation, molecular function: protein binding.